Messenger RNA from Nematocida parisii ERTm1, 3088 nucleotides. RefSeq lists its product as uncharacterized. Gene Ontology annotation, cellular component: delta DNA polymerase complex. The transcript has a single exon. Bases 1 to 1707 code for a protein of 568 amino acids. The record is from RefSeq and is a predicted model, not a curated record. Gene Ontology annotation, molecular function: DNA binding; 3'-5'-DNA exonuclease activity; DNA-directed DNA polymerase activity. Gene Ontology annotation, biological process: base-excision repair, gap-filling; DNA replication proofreading; nucleotide-excision repair, DNA gap filling. Lineage: Eukaryota; Fungi; Microsporidia.
AUGGAGACGCCAGGAAGUAUUAUAUUUCUGCCGCUGUAUAUUUAUUACACAGUGACAGAUGAUGGACCGCAAGUGCACAUGCAGGGAAAGACAGAAAGUGGAGAAGAGGUUGAGUGCACAGUAUCUGGCCAUUUGCACUAUUUCUACAUAAGCAAAGUGCCAGGAGAAAUAAUUAAUGAGGAAUCACUUAAGAAAGUGCAUAAAGAGAUAGUUAAAAUCAGCACAGUAAUUAAGUCUAAUAUAUACGGAUAUUCAGAGGGAGAGAAUGAGUACUACCAAAUAUAUGUAAGAACACCUAAAUUAAUUCAGUCAGUGUGCACAGCAGUAAAAGAGCACUUUAUUAGAAUAGACAGAACGCAUGAGCCCAGGAACGUAUUCGAGACAAACAUAGGAUAUAUUAUUAGAUUUAUGGUAGAUACAGGUUUAGUUGGAAUGGGGUAUGUAGAAGUGCUCCCAGAAACACAAGAACAUAAAAACAACAAGCUACUUCUUACAGCAGACAGUACGAAAAUAUCUCCAAAUAAGUCGGUGGUAAAGCUGCCCCCAAUUAAAAUACUUAGUUUGGACAUAGAGUGUAUAGGAGAGGACAAUAAAUUCCCAACACCACAGCACGAUCCAGUUGUGCAAAUAGGGAAUGCAGUGGCAGUCUAUCCAAGCCCAGUCAUUAUUGAAAAGGUCCUUUUCUGCACAAGGCCCACUAAUCCCAUACCGGGUGUUACUAUUUUUUCGUUCAUGGAUGAGAAAGAAAUGCUUACUGCGUGGUCGCAGUGGGUUUCAGCACUUAACCCAGAUGUGCUCACAGGGUACAACAUAACACAGUUUGACAUGCCGUAUCUGCUAAACAGGGCCAAGGCACUUGGACUGACAAAAUUCAAAUAUUUCUCCAGAACAGACGAACCGGCAGAGACAACGCAGGGACUGUUUAAACAAGAUUCAAAUAAUUCUAAUAAAAAUGGGGAUGCAAAGAACAGCACUUCUAAUGAACAGAAGAGUGGAUUUACAGCACCCGCCCUCCUGGUAGUGCCGGGCCGGCUAGUAUUUGAUAUGCUGGAUAUCGUGAAAAAGGAGUUUAAACUGCACAGCUACUCACUGAACGCAGUUAGUUCUGUUUUUCUGGGUGAGCAAAAGGAAGAUGUGCACUACACGCAGAUAAAGCCACUGUAUAAUGGGACAGAUGAAACAAGGAAGAGGCUCGGCGUGUACUGUCUUAAGGAUACUUAUUUACCCAUUAGAAUUAUGUACACAAAAAAUCUGUUCAUUAAUUACUGCGAGCUUGCACGGGUAACGGGUGUUCCAGUAGAGUUUUUGGUAAACCGGGGGCAGGGUAUUAGAGUACUCUCACAGCUGCUUAGGCAGGCAAAGAAAUAUAAUUAUAUUCUGCCGGUGAUUAUAGGGGCAGAGGAGACGUAUGAGGGUGGAUACGUAAUGGAACCAAACAGAGGGUUUUACAGUAAUCCAGUGGUAGUUCUUGAUUAUGCAUCUCUGUACCCAUCUAUUAUUAUGGCGUACAAUCUCUGCUACACAACUCUUCUUAGUAAAGAGCAAGUGGCGCACAUGGAUAAGGACGACUACACAGAGUCCCCCACUGGAGAUUAUUUCCUGCGCAGAGAAAAGAAGCCAGGACUGCUCCCAGUCAUUCUUACCAGCUUAUUAGAGGGAAGAAAGCCGUGCGUGCAGAGCUUAAGAACACAAAAGAUCCCGAACUAAAAGCAUCAUUAAACGCAAGACAGCUGGCAUUGAAGGUAUCCGCUAAUUCUGUAUACGGAUUUACGGGUGCCUCUAAGACAGGACUUCCAUGCAUACCGAUAUCUAGGAGUGUAACAGGGUUUGGAAGAGAAAUACUGAAAAAAACAAAAGAGCUAGUAGAGAAUAAUUACAACAAAGGAGAAAGAGUGCACAGUUCCACGGCUGAAGAAGAAAAUCAAGAAAUAGUAGAAAUAAAAAAGAAAGCCCCGUGGAAUUUAUUUGUAGCGUAUGGUGAUACAGAUUCAGUUAUGGUCACACAGCCAGGCCUUACAAUAGAACAGGCCUUUCAAGUGGGAGAAGAAAUAUCUGAGUUUGUAUCUUCUAGGCUGCCCAGUCCACUAACGCUAGAAUUUGAGAAGGUUUACCACCCGUUUGUGCUUAUAAAUAAAAAAAGGUAUGCGGGCUGCACAAAAACAUCGGCAAAGGAUCCCGGGCGGAUUGACACAAAGGGAAUUGAGACAGUGCGGAGAGACAACUGCCUGCUUGUACGAGAUCUAAUGAAAGAGUGCAUAAACAAAGUAUUCCUAGAGGGCGAUGUCGACGGAACAAGAAAGCUUAUAAAAAGCCGAGUGAAUGAGCUUCUGAGUAAUAGAAUAGGUAUUAGUCAGCUGAUCAUUACAAAGUCAAUCGCAAAACAAGGCGAAGAUUACUCCGUCUCUCUUGCGCACGUAGCUCUUGCAGAGAGGAUGAAGAAAAGAGAGGGCACAGGACCAGGCCGCGGUGACAGAGUGCCGUAUGUUAUUAUCCAAGGAAAGGGACCAUUGCAUGAAAGGAGUGAAGAUCCCGUCUAUGCACUAAAAAAUAAUCUACCAAUUGAUACGCUGUACUACCUAAAGAACCAGCUCACUAAGCCGCUUGAGAGACUUCUAUCAUACGUAAUCAAGGACAUACUUGACAUCCUUAACCCACCAGCUAACUAUAUAAUGGGCGUAGGAGCAAACAAUAAAGUAAGAGAAAUGCCCAAGGGGAUAGCUGCAUUCUUUAAAAAGAAGAAGACGUGCGUAAUUUGCAGGUCAGGGAUCUAUCCAGUCUGUAAAGUGUGUGAUAAAUCGUAUCCAGCAGUGCUUAGGCAGACGUAUGAAGUACUCUUCGGGUUACAGUGUGCAUACCACCUAAUCAUGAGAGAGUGCCAGGACAUGCAAGAUUCAAGGCAUACCCCCAUUGUGUGCAGUAACAGAGACUGCCCCGUUUAUUACAUAAGAAUAGAAAUGCUUAAAGAAAUUGAAGAAGUACAAAUUAGGUAUAAUCAGUUAUUGGAACACAAACAAAAAAUACCAGAAAUCAUUCCUGAGUAAUUCCUGCACUUAUUCUAUAUUCUGUCUACUUUACAGUCUGCCAUACG